Messenger RNA from Clonostachys rhizophaga, 1515 nucleotides. Lineage: Eukaryota; Fungi; Ascomycota; Sordariomycetes; Hypocreales; Bionectriaceae. The record is from the annotation of a GenBank genome assembly.
AUGGGCAGCCAACAGUCAACGCCUUCCAGUCCACAUGAGAAGGCAGUUCUGGAACACCUUGGCAACAUGCAGAUUGAGGACCGCGAUAACGCCCCAGCCGGUCACGAUGCUGAGAAAGCUGCAUUUUCGCAACUCUCACGCCGAGCAGAGGGGCUCUCCAUUGAAGUCUUGCAGUCAUGGCAGAACAAGGCUCUCAAGGACCCCAAGAACAGACUUGCACUCACCGCUCUCAGCAGCGCGGACCCAAGGAAGGUCCUCACCUCGCUCCCCACUGAACUCGCAGACCAGCAGAUCUACAAUGUCAAGAUCCCGUUUGAGGGUGGCCCCAUCACGAACCAGCGCUCGAGUGGGCGAUGCUGGCUUUUUGCCUCUACCAAUGUCUUUCGCGUAGCCCUCAUGAAGCGCUAUAACCUUGAAAGUUUUGAGCUCUCUCAGUCCUACUUGUACUUCUGGGAUAAGCUCGAGAAAUCCAACUGGUUCCUUGAACAGAUCAUCGAUACGGCUGGAGAGGACCUUGAGGGUCGUCUUGUCCAGCGACUUCUUGGUGACCUUGUUUCGGAUGGUGGCCAGUGGGAUAUGGUGUACAAUCUCGUUGAUAAGUACGGUUUGGUUCCCCAGUCCCUUUACCCAGACAGCUGGAACGCGAUGCACUCUGGUAUUCUCAACAACAUCCUCAAAACAAAACUGCGAGAAUUCGCUCUCAAGUUGCGCCAGCUGGCCCGUAGCUCGGAAGGGGUCUCAGCCCAAACUAUCUCCUCCGCCAAGGCCGAAAUGAUGAAGGAGGUUACCCUCAUCUUGACGUUGCUGCUCGGUCCCCCCCCAUCUUCACAGCAGACCUUCACUUGGCAAUACCAGGACAAGGACGGCAAGUCGCAUGAGCUUGAAACAACCCCCAAGGCUUUUGCCAGAGACAUUUCCAGCUCUGAGCUGCGCAUCAACUCUGCGGCCAUCGAAGGAAUGAUUUCCCUAGUCCACGACCCUCGUCAUCGCCCCAACACUCUCCUCACUGUUGACAGGCUAGGAAACAUUGUGGGCGGACGUGCCAUCAGUUAUGUCAAUGUCGAUAUUGGCACGCUCAAGUCUGCUUGCAUCAAGAUGCUGAAGGCAGGCCUCCCCAUCUUCUUUGGCAGCGACGUUGGCAAGUUUAGUGACUCCACCUCUGGAAUCAUGGAUUUGGACCUGUUUGAUUAUGAUCUGGGAUUCAACACGAGCUUGCUGGGCAUGACGAAGGCGCAGCGCUUGAUGACAGGCGAGAGUCAGAUGACCCACGCCAUGGUUUUGACGGCGGUCCAUCUUGAUGAAAAGACGGGCAAGCCAGUCCGAUGGAGGGUACAGAAUAGCUGGGGAACCACCGCUGGCGACAAGGGCUGGUUUGUUAUGAGCGAUGCCUGGAUGGAUGAGUUUGUUUAUCAGGCGGUUAUUGACCCUAGGGUUUUGAGCAAGACUAUCAAGGAUAUUUUGAAGCAAGAGCCGACAGUCUUGCCGCUAUGGGACCCCAUGGGGGCGCUGGCGUAA